Prunus mume (Japanese apricot) is the source of this 1296-nucleotide messenger RNA. The record is from RefSeq and is a predicted model, not a curated record. Lineage: Eukaryota; Viridiplantae; Streptophyta; Magnoliopsida; Rosales; Rosaceae.
AUGGCCACUGUAGAACUUCGGUGGACAAACCUUCAAUAUCUUGACCUUCGCAACAAUUCACUCCAAGGAAAGCUUCCAAUUCCACCACCUUCCACAUUUUACUUUUCCAUAUCAAACAACCAAUUAAUUGGAGAGAUUCCUCCAACUAUUUGCAGCCUGAGUUUCCUUCAAAUACUUGAUUUGUCUUAUAACAGAUUGAGUGGUAAAAUUCCUCAAUGCAUAGGGAACUUCAGUCAGAGGCUCUCCGUUUUGGAUCUAAGGAAGAAUAAAUUUGAUGGCAUCAUUCCUAAUACCUUUUCUGCACGGAAUGUUUUGAGGAAUCUUAACCUUAAUGGAAACCAGUUGGAAGGGCCAUUGCCGUUGUCUUUGCUCACAUGUAGAGAGUUGGAAAUUCUAGAUGUUGCAAAAAACAAAAUUCAUGACACAUUCCCCAAUUGGCUGGAAUCUCAUCCAAAGUUGCAAGUUCUUAUGUUGAGGUCGAACAAAUUCCAUGGUGGAAUAGGUAAUCCGAAAACUAGAUUUCCAUUCCAAAACUUGCGCAUCAUGGACCUCUCCAACAAUCAGUUUAGUGGUCUUUUGCCAACAAAAUAUUUUGAGCAUUUGACGGCCAUGAAAAACUUACAAAAACAGGAACUGAAAUAUAUGGGAGAACAAUAUUGUGAGGACACUGUGGUAGUAGCAAUUAAAGGCAUUGAAAUUGAAAUGGCGAAGAUCCAGACUUUCUUCACUACUAUUGAUUUCUCAAACAACGGUUUUAGUGGAGAAAUUCCAAAUGUAAUUAGCAAACUUAAGUCAUUGAAGGGGCUUAACCUUUCACAUAAUGAGCUUACAGGUACAAUUCCAGACUCGUUUGGUGAUUUGAGCAAUCUUGAAUGGUUAGAUCUCUCUUCAAAUGCGCUUGUUGGUGAGAUUCCGGAGCAAUUGACAAAUUUGACAUCACUUGGAAAGUUCAAUAUUUCGAAAAAUCGACUUGCGGGGCCCAUACCUACUGGCAAACAAUUUGAUACAUUUGAAAAUAAUUCGUAUACUGGAAAUGUUGGAUUAUGUGGAUUUCCACUUUCCAAAACAUGUGUUCCACAUCCAUCACCGCCAUCAUCAUUACAACAAGAAGAUGAUUUGGAUAAUGUGAAUGGAUUUGAUUGGAAGGUAGUGUUGAUGGGGUAUGCAUCUGGGUUGGUAAUUGGAAUAUCCAUGGGAUAUCUUGUACUCUCUAAUGAAAUACUGAAUGGGCUUAUGAAAGUAAUCGGAAAAACACGAUGGGGUAAAAUUAUGAAAAUUACACAUCGGGCUGCAUGA